Molecule: messenger RNA, 2960 nt
Organism: Telopea speciosissima
Lineage: Eukaryota; Viridiplantae; Streptophyta; Magnoliopsida; Proteales; Proteaceae
Exons: 5
Coding region: 173-2704 (843 amino acids)
Source: RefSeq, a predicted model, not a curated record
CUUGAGUGCCAUUAUUUUAUUUUCUUGGUCAAAUAUAGUAUGAUGCUACUGCUUUCUCAUAAAGUAAAAUCACUUUAUGCUCUAUAGGGCCAAAUGUUUUGUCCAAUGUGAUGCGUUUCACUAUUCUUUGCUCCACAAGAUAGACAAAGAGAGUAUAUUGUAGCUUCAAUCAAUGGAAUUAAGGAGCUUUAGCCAUUUGCAUUUUAUUCAGGUAAUUAAGAGGGGUACGGUGGAGAAAAUCCUUAACAGAGAUUGUCAUGGAAGACCGACAUUUAGGUUCAAAACAAUAAAGGCUAUAUAUGAAUCCGAAAAUGCCAAAAAUCUAGGUUCCUGCACAACACUUCAGCAGCAAGGAGGGGGGUUGAUGGGUUUGCCACUUGGUUGUGGUGGGAUAAAGGUUGACAGCCCAGUUCUUCUCAUGGACGGCAGAAAAAUCAAAAGUGACCCUGAACUUUGUGACUUAUAUGAGGAUGUUUGUGAUAACAAAAGAAAUGGUAACAUGGGUGACUUCAGCUUCAGUGAGAUGACAUUAAAGCAGCUUAAGGAGAGCUGCAAAAAAAAGAAGAGGAAACUUCCAAAAUUUGUUGACGUGAAAAAAGAACCAUGCUCCCAUCUAAACGAAGAUUAUACUAAGUUGCAACAGAAGGAAGAUGAAUCCGACCUAGAGGAAACUCUCAGCAAUUGGAAAUUAAAACUGUGGAACAAACCAAAGGCCAAACGGAAGCGUAUCAGGAAAGAUGUGCAUUCACUUUCUAAAUUUGCAGUUUCAGUUUCUGAGCCAACUCCAAGAGUCCCUCAAGAUUCAUCUCAAAGUACAGGGGGUCUAAAUGGACCCAUUAAAACUGAGAUUGAGAUUUCAGAACUUGGUUUUUCAGAUUGCCAUGAUUUGGAUGGUCUUACCUUUGGUGCUACCCCCAAUACCCAUUUUACAGUGGAUGCUAGUGCAAAUGUAUCUGAUGAAGUGGCAGGGAUUUCUAACAGAAGUGAGUUGGCUAUUGGGGAGUCAACUUCUCUCACUACAGAAUCUCCAAAUUGUGUUGUUGCAGAAGUUUUAAUUGAACAUUUGGAGCACGAUAAUUCUCUCUCUCAUCCUGCGAGUGCUGUAGUGGGGGAAGUAAUGGAAGACAGUUUUUCAGAGGUGGUCAGUCAAGAUAAUCUUUCUUCCUCUGUUUCCGAAUUUGAUGCAAAUGUUAGAUUUAUUCAGUCAACUCCUAGUGCAAGCCCCAUUGAGGCACUGUGCAUCACCAACAAGCCAGCUCAUGAGAAGUUUAGCUGUGAAAGCUAUUCAUUUAUGCAGUGGACAUCAUGUGAAAUAGAUAGCAGUUCUGUGAUUCACAUGCCUCAUAAGUUGAAUGGUGAGAACAUAUAUGAUGGUGGAUAUAUGUUUAGUAUGGAAUCUGAAGGUGGCAGCAAAGAGGAUACCCUUCCUGAUCCUGAAAAAGAUGUUAUAAGAAAGUCUGACAUCUUAUAUUUGUCAUUUCAAAAUUCUCAUCCAUGCUCUGAUUUUAGUUCUGUUGAUUGUACUUCACCUACAAUUGAGGAGCAGAAUCACUCAUCUUUGUCAACGGAGGGACUAGUGUCUGCUAGCGUGGAUAUGGAAAGUGAGGGUGACAUCAAGGAGGAUAACCCUCCUAAUCCCAAAACCAGUGUUACGAACAACCCUGACAUCUCAUCUCAGAAUUUUCAUACAUGCUUGAAUCUUCCUAAUAAUUUGAAGGAUUUUAAUUCUGCAACUGAUGUGAAACACUCAUUUCCCACAAAAGAGGGACCAGUGUCUAAUAUUGCUAGGGUAAGAGACUGCUUUGUGGGGACUAAUCCAUCUGAUGAUACUGAAAGCUGUACAGCCAAUGAAGUGCUUAAGAAUUUCAAUGCUUUGAAGCUGGAAAGUCCUCCAAAAAGGCUUUUCGUAGCCAGAAAGGUCAUUUCUCCAACUUCUCAGGAAAAGCUGCGUCAAACUGUGGAUGCUGAUUACUCAAAUGAUGAUAUAGGUCUUUCCAAGUAUAGGGAGAGACCACGUUUUGGGGAACAAUCUAAGAUUGGAGCUUAUUCCACAAGAUCGGAUCUUGAGGGAGUUGAAGUCAAAGUGAAUCUUCAGAGGAUCAUCUUGAAACCGAAGAAUGAAAAGAGUAAACCUAACUUGUUGGUUCCUAAAGGAAUUCUCAAGUCUCCAAAUGUUUCCUGUGCAAUACCGCAUGCUGCAACUGAAAGCACUUAUGUGCACCCUCAUGCAGAGAGUGCUAUUGCAUUCUCUCAGCGCCAGAUGCAUGACAUUGAGUGUCUUGCAACGAAGCUUGUGAAAGAGUUGAAGUUCAUUAAGGACAUUGUCGAAGAUAAAUUGCACUCUGAAGUUUAUACAACUACAUCUUCGAAAUAUACUGUGGAUGAGACGAUAGUGGCUGUUCAGAAGGCUGGAGAAGUUGAAGAGAAUACAAGAAAGUGGCUCUCAAUGAUGGCGAAAGACUGCAGCCGUUUCUGUAAAAUUAUGAGAUCAUCUGGGAAGAAGGCUCCUGCUGCUCCAAAAUCUGGUUAUGGACUCCACAAGGACAGAAAGAAGAUAAUCUUUGCAGAUGAAGCUGGUGGGCCUCUCUGUCAUGUCAAGGUUUUCGAAGAUCAACUAGCUUCUCUCUCUGGCUCUGAAUGUGAAAAUGAGAAACGUCAAGCUACUAGAACUGAAAGAAAUGCUUGUUGUACAUUAGAGUGUUGAUAUUGGAAAUGCCAAUGUUAUGCUCGAAGAUAUGAAGCUCCAAAUCACUUUUGGGGCUGAGGAUCCAGCUGCUGAGUUUGAGGCCAUUUAAAAGCUCGUGAUAAGCCUAAGAGCUCUUAUCUUAUUAUUAGGUCUUUGGUGGUUCUUCCUGGCAUUCUUUUCUGCAAUGUAAUUUUAUUAAUUUUUAUUUUGAUCUGAGCUUAUUCUGUAACAUUUGUAGCCAGCUUGAUAAAGAAGUAUGGACCAAGAACCCCUU